This is a messenger RNA of Exophiala oligosperma, 1305 nucleotides long. RefSeq lists its product as uncharacterized. Gene Ontology annotation, molecular function: copper ion transmembrane transporter activity. The transcript is spliced from 2 exons. Gene Ontology annotation, cellular component: plasma membrane. Lineage: Eukaryota; Fungi; Ascomycota; Eurotiomycetes; Chaetothyriales; Herpotrichiellaceae. Gene Ontology annotation, biological process: copper ion transmembrane transport; intracellular copper ion homeostasis. The record is from RefSeq and is a predicted model, not a curated record. Bases 106 to 660 code for a protein of 184 amino acids.
AGCAUCUCUUUUUCAAACUUUAUCAUCUCUUCAUACAACUCGAAUGUGCCUUGCCUCCGUCUUGCAGUAUACCACAAACAAUCAACCGUUGCACAGAAAAUCACAAUGGAUAUGUCGGGUAUGUCAUCGAUGACGAGCAUGGCAGGCUCACCAACUUCGACAAUGGCAGGGAGUGCCAUGAGCACUGCCAGCUCCAUGAGCAAUGGGGGAACCAUGAUGAUGGGUAUGGAAGACAUGAUGAUGGUCUUCUUUUCGGGAACCAAAACACCCUUGUAUUCCACAGCAUGGACACCUGCGUCCACGGGACAGUACGCUGGCACAUGCAUAUUCUUGAUUGUUCUUGCCGUCAUCUUUCGAGCGAUCCUUGCCAUCAGAAGUGUCUUUCCCCGAGACCGAUACAGUGCGACCUUGUUAGGGCCGGACCAUGACAAGUUCAGUGCUCGCACCAUCGAAUUCCCCACGCGAGGAAUACAAGCCCGGCCUUGGACGGCACAUGAAGCUGCAUCGAGAGCUGUGCUCGAUGUUGUUUUGGCUGGAGUGAGCUAUUUGCUGAUGCUCGCAGUCAUGACCAUGAACGUCGGCUAUUUUCUCAGUAUCCUGGGAGGAACUUUCCUAGGGAGUUUCGCAUUUGGUGGCUGGACAGGAGCAACCAGUCAUUGAUUGAGUUGAACCAUAAUGCUUUUUACGAUACUUAUGAUGAGCUUCCCGGCGCCGAUGACUUCUGUCAAAAGAGCCGGACAAGGUUCUGCCAAUGGGUUUCAGUCACGUCAGCCUGACAUGACAAUAAGCCUUCAGUGGUGCCAAUAGUCCCAGUGCUGUAGAGAUUGGAACAGAGUGAGCCAUAAACCUCGUGAAGGUUGCUGAUGGCGAUAAAACUGAGGAACAGAUUCGUGUCAUGGUAAAAGGAAGAAAUUGUUCACAGUCUGACGAUUCCCUGAUCGGUCAAUUGUGACGAAAACUUCUUCAACCACUCGAUUGACUUCUUAAGAUACUCAAUCAUUGUAUACCCAAUUGCUGUAAAUAUUAUGCCUGGAUACUCACCGACUUACCUAGGCUUCAAUCACGCUAGUUUUCAGGGCGGACAUCGUUAAGGUGUCGAUUACCGCCUUGAAUCAUCCUCAAUAGAGGUGAACUGACGUCUAAAGACAUGAAAAACAUAGAUUCUUCCUUAUACCACCAAAGUUAUAAUAUCUAACGAACCAACUUCGAGUUCAUUCCAACGAUGGCUCGCGCAAUAUCCCAAUCGCCACCCUGACCAACCCAAUCCGUUACUACAAUGCCAGUGGACCAAUCUCCAUCUUUGAC